Raphanus sativus (radish) is the source of this 1275-nucleotide messenger RNA. RefSeq names its product F-box/kelch-repeat protein At3g04660. Bases 70 to 1257 code for a protein of 395 amino acids. The transcript has a single exon. Gene Ontology annotation, molecular function: protein binding. The record is from RefSeq and is a predicted model, not a curated record. NCBI's taxonomy places the organism in Eukaryota, Viridiplantae, Streptophyta, Magnoliopsida, Brassicales, Brassicaceae.
GAAAUAAAGAUAUUACUCUUAGGGUUAAGAGAAUGAAACAGUGAGAGGCGGGAUCAGUUGAAAGUCGCCAUGAAAAGGGUCAAGAGGUCCAAGAAACGAGACGAAAGGAAUGAUGAUGUAAACGAUCCGUUUAUCAUCAUUCCUACGGAACUGAAAGUAGAGAUUCUCAUGAAACUGCCGCCGAGAUCCAUAGCCAGGCUCCGUUUCGCUUCUAAACACUUGUCAUCGAUCAUCCUCGGCAAAGAGUUCACCGAGUUGUACAUGACUCGAUCUUCGACUCAACCGCGUCAUCUCGUCUCAGUGCACCGUGGCAGCGACAUGCAGCUCUUUCACUCCUUCUCUCAGGAGGAGCAUCCGUCGGCUUCUAAUGAUCAUGACAAGGUUAGUUAUACACUGGAUCCGGAUGUACGGUAUGUUUUCACUCCACCUGUCCGCGGCUUGAUCUGCGGUCGGAACGGUAUCAAGAUGAUGAUUGGAAACCCUAGUACGGGUCAGUUCGUAUCGUUACCUAGAGUCAAAACGAGGAAAAAAGACAUUUUAUCUAUUUUUGGAUAUGAUCCGGUUAAUGAUGUAUACAAAGUGUUGUGCCUGACGGUAAUAACUCGACGUGGUAAUAUAGCUCGUGGUAUUAUAUCCCGUGAUUAUUUCUUGGAGGAUGUUAUGGCGUGGGAGGCUGUUAUGUCCGAGGAGCAUCAAGUUAUCACUCUAGGAGCUAAACAAAAAUGGAGAAUGAUCAAGUGUAAGUAUCCACAUCGUCAUUAUUCUGGAUACCAUGGGAUAUGCAGGGACGGUGCUCUGUAUUAUUUAACUUCUUACAAACAAAAGCGAUCUCUAAUGUGCUUUGAUCUGAGUUCUGAAGAGUUUAAUGUUACUAAGCUACCCGACGACUACAGUCUUCAAGAGUUUGGUAAUCUGGUGAAUCACAGUGGAAAGAUAACCAUAGCCGUCCAGGCCUAUGAUGGACCAAUUGACCUAUGGGUUCAGGAUGAUGUCAACAAAGAAGUAUGGUCAAAAACUGCUUCCGUGGUUCCUUCUAUGAAUGAGAUAUUUGGGGGAGAUCAACGUUUCAUGUUCAGGGGUAUACUUCCUAGUGGCGAGGUCAUAUUCAAACCGCUCCCGUCCCCUAACCCAUUCUUUUUUAUUUGUUACGAUCCCAAGGAGAAAAAAGUUAGACAAGUUGAGGUCGAUGGAAUACGAGAUGACUCUGCUGCUAUCCAAGUCUAUUUCGAUCAUGUUGAGAGUUGUAUGGUUCUGUGAAAGGUUUGUUGAUCCGUC